UUUGGCUGACAAAAAUAAAAUUGACAUCCAGAAAAAAAAGAUCUCUCACUUGCCAUCGUUCAAUCUCUCAGUUGUUAUUUCCCUGAUAUGAGGAUGAGUCACCGCUGCAUGACAUAGGGACUCUUGUUUACCAAAAUGUCGUCCAAAUUGGAGUUUCACAACUCGAUGCCCAGCCUCACUGUAGAUACACAUGCUCUUUUAUCCUACAUUCUUCAAGCGUCCACUAAACAAAUGUAAAAAUGGUGAUUCCCAGUGUCGAAGCCAUAGAACUCAACUGCUGCAGCCCGGUGAUUGUUCGCUCAUUCGACGAGAAGAGCCAACUUUUGUUGGUUUCUCGGUCAAUGUUCAUGUCGCUGAGCUUGUUUGAUUGGUCCAAUCGUAUCAGCCAGUCCGACCGGACCAGUGUCAAAAAAUAAAAAAAAUCGAGGAAACCAAUGACGAUACGAUUCCUUUGAACUAAGCAAAAAAAAGUUCGUCCCCCCAAUUCGUACCUCGUUAUGACAAACUUUGGAUUGGUGGUUGCUGCUACGGAGGAACUGGGCAUUGGCAUGCUGAGUACCCUCCCUUGGCGCAUUCCCAAGGAUAUGGCCUUUUUUAAACAUGUCACUAUGCAUGUGCCCAAAGAGUUUCCAAGCAACCAAACCACACCACAAAACGCGGUUAUUAUGGGUCGCGUCACUUGGGAAUCCAUUCCUCCAAAAUUCCGUCCCUUAUCCGAACGAUUCAACAUUGUCGUCUCUCGAAACCCCACUUAUGAUCUACAACUGGCUAAUGCUCAACAGCCGUCAACGCUUUUGGUAAGUUCACUGGAAGAAGCAUUUGCUGCAGUGGAUCCUCAACAACAUCCGCGUUGCUUUGUUAUUGGUGGAGCACAAAUGUAUCGAUUGGCUAUCAAGCAUGCCACCUGCACUCACAUUCUGCUGACCCGCGUCAAAUCCAAAGUUGACUGUGACACUUUUUUCCCCGAGAUCAACGAAACCGAUUACCGGCUCGCCUCUCACGAAGAAAUGGAAGCCUACGUCGAACAGGAAGUCCCGCGAGGAUUGCAAACACACAAAGAUCUGGAAUAUGAAUUUACUAUGUACAUUCGUCGAUCCUUUCAACCCGUCUCGCCUACUAUCGAAAAUCACCCUGCCUAGAAAUAUAAUAAACAAUCACACCUAAUGUAUGCAUUCAAUGGAGACCUCAGUGUGGUGAGGGAGAUACGUAGUUCAUCACAAAGCGGAUGAGGUAUGGUGCAUAAGUUUUGAAAGCUACAACGGAGAUGGCAAAGGCUGCGGGAGGGCCGGCGUACUCGAGAAACCAGGUGACAGUCGAAGGACGAAGUUUCUUGACCAUAUUUUUCACUUGGAUC
This is a messenger RNA of Radiomyces spectabilis, 1354 nucleotides long. Its product is annotated as dihydrofolate reductase-like domain-containing protein. Gene Ontology annotation, cellular component: mitochondrion. The transcript is spliced from 2 exons. The record is from RefSeq and is a predicted model, not a curated record. Lineage: Eukaryota; Fungi; Mucoromycota; Mucoromycetes; Mucorales; Radiomycetaceae. Bases 498 to 1139 code for a protein of 213 amino acids. Gene Ontology annotation, molecular function: NADP binding; dihydrofolate reductase activity. Gene Ontology annotation, biological process: glycine biosynthetic process; dihydrofolate metabolic process; folic acid metabolic process.